AUGGUCUUCACUACCCUGCAGCGACAACAGUCUCUCAAACAAACCAUGGCGUCGUCAAUCCCAUUUCUUCGGGAUAUAGCCAUGGCGGUAUCUACGGAGGAUACGGCUUUAACUACCCAGCCGCCACAUCUGUUCACCACACUACCCAUGCAACAACUGUCUCUCAAACAAACCAUGGAGUCGUCAAUCCACUUUCUUGGGGAUAUACUCAUGGCGGUCACUAUGGUGGUUACGGCUUUAACUACCACCCAGCUACAUCUGUUCACCACACUACCAUGGUGUCCCAUCAGCCAGUUAGCCUUGGGAGGAUUCUCCGGUCUUCACUUCCCUGCAGCAACAACUGUCUCUCAAACAAACCAUGGAGUCGUCAAUCCACUUUCUUGGGGAUAUACUCAUGGCGGUCACUAUGGUGGUUACGGCUUUAACUACCCAGCAGCUACAUCUGUUCACCACACUACCCAUGGUGUCCAUCAACCAGUAGCCUUGGGGGGAUUCUCCGGUCUUCACUUCCCUGCAGCAACAACUGUCUCUCAAACAAACCAGGGAAUCGCCAAUCCACUUUCUUGGGGGUAUACUCAUAGCGGUCACUAUGGUGGAUAUGGCUUUAACUACCCAGCCGCCACAUCUGUUAGCCACACCACUCACGGUGUCCAUCAACCUGUAGCCUGGGGAGGGUUCUCCGUUCCUCACUUCCCUACAGCGACAACUGUCUCUCAAACAAACCAGGGAAUCGCCAAUCCACUUUCUUGGUGGCAUAGCCAUGGCGGUCUAUAUGGUGGAUAUGGAUUUCAAUACCCAGCCGCCACAUCUGUUAGCCACAGCAGCCAUGGUAUCCAUCAUCCAGUAGUCUGGGGCAGAUUCUAUGGUCAUCACUACCCUGCAGUGACAACUGUCUCUCAAACAAACCAUGGCAUCGUUAGUCCACUUUGGGGGGCAUAUGGACAUGGUGGCCAGUAUGGUGGAUACGGCUUUCACUACCCAACAUCCACAUUAGGAUAUGCUGAUUGCGGUUAUGGCUUUGGUGCACAAUUGCCCUUUAGUCAUUGA
Messenger RNA from Acanthosepion pharaonis, 1047 nucleotides. The record is from the annotation of a GenBank genome assembly. Lineage: Eukaryota; Metazoa; Mollusca; Cephalopoda; Sepiida; Sepiidae.